AUGGAAGCUCAAGGGCACCUGUCUUACAAAGCUCAGAGCAGAAAGCGUGGUAGACCUGCUGGUAAAAACCGCAUGCCUCUUAGCACAGAACAGAGAAAAUCACGCAACGCCCAGUAUGAGAAAGAAAGACGUAACGAGAUUGCACACGCUACAUUACAUCUGGCCGAAGCAGUAGGCUGUGACAGUUCCGUUACACUACAAAAUCUACUAACAUCUGUGAUUAAACUUUUGGAUAAUAAAGCUAACUUUAAACCUUCGGAGUCGAUACAAAUUUUAAGACAAAGAAACGAAGAUAUUUGUAAAGAGAUACAGGAAAUGGAGCUGUUUUUAAAAUCAAAAGGACUCAAUAAACAAGAAUAUGAGACGGACAGUGAAUGCGAGUCAUAUAACCUAAGAAGCCGAGGAUCAAAAAGAAAAUCUGAAAAUAUAUGUGAGUUACAAUACAGUGAGAAGAAACAGUUAAAUGAAAAAGAUGUCAAGUCAAUGAUAUCGACUGCGUCAAACCUAGAGCACCUGUCUUACAAAGCUCAGAGCAGAAAGCAUGGUAGACCCGCUGGUAAAAACCGCAUGCCUCUUAGCACAGAACAGCGAAAAUCACGCAACGCCCAGUAUGAGAAAGAAAGACGUAACGAGAUUGCGCACGCUACAUUACAUAUGGCCGAAGCAGUAGGCUGUGACGGAUCUUUACAACAUAGUGAGAAGAAAGAGUUAAAAGAAAAAGAUGUCAAGACAAAGAUAUCGACUGCGUCAAAUCUAGAAGUUUUACAAUCUGAACUUUGGAGCUAG
Messenger RNA from Parnassius apollo (apollo), 786 nucleotides. The record is from the annotation of a GenBank genome assembly. Lineage: Eukaryota; Metazoa; Arthropoda; Insecta; Lepidoptera; Papilionidae.